AACCGGCGAAUAAGCGACAAUAGCGCGGGAGUCCUCAGCUCGCAUACGGUUUUUCCUCGUCGGGUGUUACAGCUAAGGAGUUCACCUUAGCUUCCGGAGUAGCCGCAAUCUUUCUCAACGACAUGAAGCUGCAGCUCACGUCAAUACUCCUGGUCGUUUUCACGACGUGUCUCGCCGCGCGACUGGAGAACACGUACCUGCCACCCGGUAGCGCAAGUACAGCUGGCGGCUCUGGACUCCAAGCCCCCAGCCAGGGUUUUAGUCGCGGUGCUGGUGGAAUUGUACCUGGUGGUACUGGUGCAUUUAAUGGACGAGGAUCGGGUUCUUUCGGCCCUGGUACUGGUGGACCUAGCGGAUUCGGACCACGACCCGGAGGUGGACCUGGAGUCGGUGGUAGUAGUGGCUUUGGUUUGAGCAGUGGAUCUCAAAUUCCGAUUGUUUCUUUUGACACACAAAAUGGCGGUGACGGUAACUACCGAUACAGUUAUGAGACCGGAAAUGGUAUUCAAGUCCAGGAGCAAGGCCAAACACAAGGUAACACGGAAGCGGUGAGUGGCUCGUACAGUUAUACCGGCCCUGACGGUCAACUCUAUAGUAUCAGCUACACGGCCGACGAGUCUGGAUUCCAUGCCCAGGGUGCCCAUAUCCCUACUCCGCCUCCCAUACCUCCAGAGAUCCAGCGCGGUAUCCAGGAGGCUUUGGCCGCAGAGGCACGUGGAGAGAAUCAAGAUGGUAGCUAUAAGGGUGAAGGCUCCAGAGGAGGUGGCGGGUACCAGAAUGGAGCUGGCUUCCAAAGUGGAAGCGGGUAUCGAGGUGUAAAUUCAUAUCAAAGUUCUCAAGGUGGAUACAAGUAUUAAUAAAUAUUCACGUACAAUUGCAAUUAAGCUUUACUAAACCGCGAGUAGAGUCACGCAUCUCAUUAUGUUCGUCGAGCUGCCACUGAACUGCCACCGCUAAUUACCAGUUUUAUUAUUGUAAAUACUCAAUCAUCAUUAUUGCUUAAAAGACACAAAAUUUUCCGUUUAUCGAAUGAUAAACAAGCCAUAACAAUAAAUAAAUAAAAGUUGUGCUGUUUAACGAACCUUGUUAAGCAACUUAAUUGUAAACACACGAGAAAUAUGCAUUUGGUUAUUGGAAAAUGAUG
Ceratosolen solmsi marchali is the source of this 1144-nucleotide messenger RNA. RefSeq names its product pupal cuticle protein 20. The coding region runs from base 123 to 857 and encodes 244 amino acids. Gene Ontology annotation, cellular component: chitin-based extracellular matrix. Gene Ontology annotation, molecular function: structural constituent of chitin-based larval cuticle. The record is from RefSeq and is a predicted model, not a curated record. The transcript has 5 exons. Lineage: Eukaryota; Metazoa; Arthropoda; Insecta; Hymenoptera; Agaonidae.